AUGUUUAGAAACGUCUUCAAAAGUGGCAUUCGUGCCAUAUACAACGUUUCAGAAACUCCAUCGUUUCAUUCCGAUUACUGGGAAAUAUAUCCAGCUAAGCAUAAGCAAACGGGAAAGGUUGUUUCUGUACAUAUUUUCGAUAAAACAAGUUUCGAAAAUCUUGUUUCUAAGUUAUGUUCUAACUCUCCUAACACCAAGAACCCCCGGCUCAUUACCACGGAAUGCUACGAACUUAUCAGAACUGGUGUUUCGCAACUUACUAAGCUCAAGCAUCCGCAAAUCCUCACAGUCAUAGAGGCUCUAGAAGAGACUAAACUGAAGUUUCUCUUUGUUACCGAACCGGUGGUAGGGAACUUACAGACCAUCGGUUUCGAUGAGAACAACGCUGCAGAACUCCAGAAAGGUAUUUUGGAAGUAGCAAAGGGCGUACAAUUUUUGCACAAUGUAUGCGACACGGUUCACAUGAACAUUCAGCCCAAUUCAAUAUUUGUUAACAGCCUGGGUGACUGGAAAUUAUCCUCGUUUUACUUCUUGAGGACGCUUCAGGAGAUAACCCCUCGAGAUCGUGAAAACUACCUCAUCAUGGAUGUGACCUCGGUGGUUCCUUUUGCUAAUUUAAAUCUUAAUUACGUUGCUCCGGAACUAAUAUUGGAUACUGUUGGAACCGGGCUAGCAUUUGCAAACGACGUAUGGUCAAUUGGUCAGCUUAUUUUCUAUCUCUACAAUAGGGGCGAUUGUCUCUUAGCGUGCUUUGACAAUACUAGUAUCUUCGAGUAUAAGCAGGCGUUUAAGAAGUUUGAGCAGCGCUUCUAUAAUCAUUCUGCUUCACAACUAUCAUAUAUCUUUCGACUGGUUCCAGAACAACUUUGGCUAACUUUAAUGAAGAUUCUAGCGAGAUAUCCUGCCGACCGUCUUACUAUUGAUCAGUUUAUUGAAAGCGAUUUUUUUAACGGUAGUCUCAUCAAAACUAUGUGGUUUAUAGAUGAGUUUUCGACUAAAUCUCCAGAAGACAAACUUAUCUUCUUGAAUGGGGUACUAGACAACGAAGCGCUCAUCAAAGAAUUACCAAGCACAUUCAAGAACAAUAAACUACUUCCACUUAUGAUUGAAACUAUAUUUAAUGAGUUAGCAUGCACAUCAUCGAAAACACCUUCCCUAACCCUGAACAAUCUUGUGUCUAAGGCCCUUGAAUUGGUAAUGGUAGUGGGCAGUGAUUUGUCCAAUCUUUCAUUCCAAGAUCGCAUUUUUGGUGCGCUUCUCGUUGACAAAUCAUCCAAAAAGAACCCUGCAAGUCCCCUUCAGUCACUUGUGACAUAUUCAAUCAGUGUACGGUUAGUUUUGGUGAGAAAGCUAUCCAUCUUGCACAAAAAACUCAACGGAAAGGACUUAACUACAAUUCUCAAACUUCUCUCCACGCUAUGUCUCACGUAUGUGCCAAAUGAAGUGGAUCUGGAGAAAGAGCAAAUUGAGUUACAGGAUAUGUUCUUAGGGAGUUUGAGUACAGUUGUUGAUCUGUUUGAUUAUCUUCAUAUAAAGAAUGAUUUACUUCCCUUGAUAUGCCAAGUUUUCAAGACGACUACCAUCUUGUCUACCAAAUUGCAGACAAUGGAGACCUUUCGGUUAUUUGUGAACAAGAACAUCAUUGAUGAAGCAACUAUUAAGGACUCUAUCUUACCCGUCUUUCAAAAUCUCAAAAGUCGGGACAAGAGAGUUGUGGAUUCUGCAAUCAACUACUUCGUUGACCAGACGAACAGUGGAAUAGUCAAAGGCUUCGACAGUCUGGUUGAGCUGCUGCUCUCACAGUGUCUUCGUUUAGCCUUUGGGUGUGACAACUGCAAUAGAAAUGAAUUUAUCAGGUUUAUGGAUACUAUCAAAGCUAUUCAAGACACAUUGGUCGAGAAUCGGUUGAAGGAAUUACCUGCUGAGAGAACUCCUGUCAAUGAGCUGCAGAAACCGGGUACUUUUGACGCAUUGAUCAAUUCUGCUCUGAUCAAGGGCGGUUCCAGAGAUUCGGCCGAACAAGUUCCUAGACUGAAAAUUUUGCAACCUAACCGUAACUAUGCCAUGCUGAUGAACGCAGAAAUGCAAAACUUGAAUACCUCACUAGACAUCCAACAUCCUUCAAUGACGCUAAUCAGUCUACUCUAG
Molecule: messenger RNA, 2148 nt
Organism: Candidozyma haemuli
Lineage: Eukaryota; Fungi; Ascomycota; Pichiomycetes; Serinales; Metschnikowiaceae
Exons: 2
Coding region: 1-2148 (715 amino acids)
Biological process (GO): protein phosphorylation
Molecular function (GO): protein kinase activity; ATP binding
Source: RefSeq, a predicted model, not a curated record